Pararge aegeria (speckled wood butterfly) is the source of this 1769-nucleotide messenger RNA. RefSeq names its product protein ALP1-like. The transcript has 2 exons. Bases 109 to 1290 code for a protein of 393 amino acids. The record is from RefSeq and is a predicted model, not a curated record. Lineage: Eukaryota; Metazoa; Arthropoda; Insecta; Lepidoptera; Nymphalidae.
CAGAUGAGGCGUUUUACGCGCGAGUGAACUCGCGCGUUUCAAUUUAUAUUGCGUCCAGAUAUCACGUGUUACGCGCGUUCCUACGCUGGGAGGCAUUCAGUUAUAAACAUGGACUCGGACACAGCGGUUGUGUUGUGGCUUGCAUACUGUCGAUGGAAACGUCGUAAACGAAGAGAAAGUCGACGAUUUAACGUGCAUCCAAUUCUACGUGACAGAAUGACGCAUAGUAUGUUCAUAACAUUAUAUCCAAAGCUCAGAGAACACAGCGAAAAAUUUUUCAACUACUUUCGAAUGUCAAUAACAUCUUUUGAUGAUUUACUGGAAAUUAUUCAAGAAGAUUUAACUCCAUGUCAAAAUUAUGUGGUACGGGAUACUGUUUCUGCAGAAGAAAAACUCGUGAUUACUUUAAGAUAUUUGGCCACAGGAUGUUAUUUUGCGGACCUGCAUUAUGCCUACAGACUAGGAAAGUCUACAGUUAUCGGAAUAGUACAGAAAACCUGUUACGUUAUGUGGCAAAAACUACAAAAUAUAGUAAUGAGAGAACCCACGAAGGCUGAAUGGGAAGAGAUUUCAAAACAGUUUCAAAAAUAUGCAAAUUUCCCAAAUUGCAUCGGUGCCAUCGACGGCAAGCAUAUCCGUAUUAUAAAACCCAACGAUUCUGGGUCUCUUUUUUAUAACUAUAAAAAUUAUUUUUCGACUGUUUUACUGGCUGUAUGCGAUGCAAAUUAUUGUUUUAUUUCAGUAGACAUCGGCGCAUAUGGAAAAAGUAACGACUCCUCAAUUUUUAAAGACUCAGUUUUGUAUAAAAAACUUGUCGAGAAAACUUUAGAUAUUCCAGAUCCAAAGCCAAUAUCGCAAACAGAUUCAACUCCCUUACCCCAUGUGAUAGUAGGAGAUGAAGCGUUCAGUCUGUCUGAAAACAUUAUGCGCCCUUAUUGCGGUAAAUCUCUAACAAUCAAGAAAAAAAUAUUCAACUACCGCUUAUCCAGAGCCCGGCGUUACAUUGAAUGUUGCUUUGGUAUCUUGGUAAAUAAAUGGAGAGUUUUUCAUAGACCGUUGAAUGUAGACUUAGAGUUUGCAGAAAACAUAAUUAAAGCUUGUUGUGUUCUUCAUAAUUACGUCAGGUUAAGGGAUGGUUAUAGGUAUGACCACACUCUGUACGAAACAUCUUUGAAUAGUUUGAACACUGAGGUAGUAAGGCCUAAUGCAAGAUCGCGAAAUACAAGAGACAAAUUCGCGGAUUAUUUUGUUAACGAAGGCAAACUCCCUUGGCAAGAUAAAAUGCUAUAGUAAAAUUAAUGUUAUCUAAGAAAUAAUAUUAUUAAAUAAACUAUCGUUUACUUACCUAAAGCUUUUUUCUUUUCUUGGGAAUCGCCAGGUUCACAAAAAAUUUCGACUAUUUCUUCCCAGUUCCUACGUUUUAUUACUCUAUUGGAAUAGUCUGAAGAUUCCAUAUCCCAUAUGGCUACUCUUUUUUCAAUUUCGUCUAUAAAAAGUUCAGUAUCGAAGUUAUCACGCUCCAUUUUUAGUACGUCCACUCGCUACAGAUUCGCGCGUAGUACUGGACGCAGUAACGGCGUUCGAGUACCUCGACUCGCGCGUUCUACGCGCGUAGAACGCGCGAGUCGAGAGUCUCGCUCGUUACCGGCGUUUUACGCGCGAGUGAGGAAACGCGCGUCAUCAUCUGGACGGAAUAUAUGUAGCUGUAGUAUCUCGGGAACGCGCGAGUGUCUACGCGCGCGUCGACUCGCGCGUAAAACGCCUCAUCU